AAUCCCAGUUUGGGAUAUGUAGUAUGCGCUCUGUAACGACACUAUCUUUACAUAAUGUAUAUUAGAUUUUAUUUUUCCUCAUUCAUCCUCAAAUGCGAGGUAUGGAUGAAGCUGCAAUGAUCCAAACUAAAAGCAAACCGAGCAUCUUCCCCAGCAACGCCCUGAACGCCAGACCAGCGUGCGCACCAGCCGGUCACAGAGGAUGACGGCGGCUGCUCGGUGGAGCUGCAGAUCGUGCUGCUGAGGAACCUGCUGCACCCCCCACUACUACCCCCGGCUCAUUUACCCCGGCCAGGACAGGAGCUGCUGAGCUGCUGAGGCUGCCGAGGAACCUGCUGCACCCCCCACUACCCCCGGCUCAUUUACCCCCGGACAGGACAGAGGAUGCUGAGCUGCUGAGGCUGCCAGUGCCGAGGCGCCUGCAGCAUCAGCACCAUUCCCGCCUGCAUCCAGAUGCCUCCGCGCCGCCUGACUGGGCUGUGCGUGCUCGACACGGAGGGAUAAGGAAGAAACGGAGUCUUGUUGGAACCCAUGACAGCCAGCCCGCCCCCUGCCCUGACGAUUCCCCGGGACGCAGUGAGAGUCUGAGGCCGCCGGACACGGGCUUCAUGCGAGGGGCCGCUGAUGCGCGGAUGCGGGAUGAGGAUGCGCCGCGCCCCGACACAGAUUUAUGACAACCACCACCGAUCCGGAUUUUUGCUGGACUGUGGCGCACCGUGAGCAUUUGAUUCUUUUUUUGUGUGGGCUCUUUUUCUUCCCUUUAUAUCUGGGAGUGUAUGAGGGACCUAAUGUUGAAGGAUCGGGCGGUUUGGUUUGAAAGGAUCAACUGAGUGCCGGGAAGGACCAGGGCGGAGCUGCUCACCUGGUGAUUUCAUCACACAAUAAUAAUAACCUGUGAUCAUGGCUGAGAGAACGCUGGAGCAGGGCUCGGUCAGCAUCCCCAUGGAGGAGACCAAGCUCCCUGGAGGAGCCCCCCAGGAGGCGCCGCUGCUCACCCACCUGAAGAAAGUGGAGAACCACAUCACAGAGGCUCAGCGCUUCUCCCACCUCCCACGCCGCUCCACCGUGGACCUGGAGUUCAAAGAGCUCUCGUACACCAUCCGGGAGGGUCAUUGGUGGAGGAGAAGAGGUUACAAAGCUCUCCUCAAGUGUCUGUCGGGACGAUUUUGCAGCAGAGAGCUGAUCGGCAUCAUGGGGCCCUCUGGAGCCGGGAAAUCCACUUUGAUGAAUAUCCUGGCAGGAUACAGGGAAACCGGUAUGAAGGGCAAGAUCCUGGUGAACGGCCGACCGAGGGACCUCAGGACUUUCAGGAAGAUGUCCUGCUACAUCAUGCAGGAUGACAUGCUGCUGCCGCAUCUCACUGCAAGGGAGGCUAUGAUGGUUUCUGCCAAUCUGAAACUGAACGAGAGCAUGCAGGUCAAAACGGAACUUGUGGAUGAGAUUCUGACAGCUCUGGGUCUUCAGGAAUGUGCCCAGACACGCACCAACUCCCUGUCUGGGGGUCAGUGUAAAAGACUGGCCAUCGCGCUGGAGCUGGUCAACAAUCCCCCGGUCAUGUUCUUCGAUGAGCCCACCAGUGGUCUGGACAGCGCGUCGUGCUUUCAAGUGGUUUCUCUCAUAAAGUCCCUGGCUCAGGGAGGCCGGACAAUCAUCUGCACCAUUCAUCAGCCCAGUGCCAAGCUCUUCGAGAUGUUUGAUAAGCUGUACAUCCUCAGUCAGGGUCAGUGCAUAUACAAGGGCACAGUCCCUUACCUCAUCCCUUAUCUGAAGAACCUGGGCCUUCACUGCCCAACAUAUCACAAUCCCGCUGAUUUCAUCAUUGAAGUGGCAUCAGGAGAGUACGGUGACCUGAACCCGGUGCUGUUUGAGGCGGUGCAGGGCGGACUGUGUUCGGAGGAAGGCAAGAAGAACUCCAGAGACAAAAGUGACUCCUCCUGUCCCUCUCAGUGUUACAGUGACACAGGAACUCUGGAGAAGCAUAGCUUUGCCACCAGUACGUUCACACAGUUCUGCAUCCUCUUCAAAAGAACUUUCGUUACAAUAUGCAGAGACACGGUGCUGACCCACCUCAGGGUGAUGUCCCAUCUGUGCAUUGGAGUGCUUAUUGGUCUGCUUUAUCUCAAAAUCGGAAAUGAUGCCAGCAAGGUUUUCAACAACACCGGCUUCCUCUUCUUCUCCAUGCUGUUCCUCAUGUUUGCCGCCCUGAUGCCCACAGUACUCACCUUUCCGCUGGAGAUGUCUGUGUUUUUGAGAGAGCAUCUCAACUACUGGUACAGCUUGAAGGCUUACUACUUGGCCAAAACUAUGGCUGACAUACCGUUCCAGGUGAUAUGUCCGAUCAUGUACUGUAGUAUAGUGUACUGGAUGACUGAACAGCCUCCAGAAGUGGGUCGUUACCUGCUGUUCAUGGCCUUGUCCACAUCCACAGCCCUCGUAGCUCAGUCUCUGGGGCUGCUGAUAGGAGCUGCAUCCACAUCUUUGCAGGUAGCAACUUUUGUGGGUCCAGUCACAGCCAUACCCGUCCUCCUCUUCUCUGGCUUCUUCGUCAACUUUGACACUAUUCCAAAAUACCUGCAGUGGAGCUCUUAUGUCUCUUAUGUCAGGUAUGGCUUUGAGGGGGUGAUUCUUUCCAUCUACGGGAUGAACCGGUCUGAGCUGAUGUGUCCGGACCCAAUAUGUAAGUUUCAAAAGCCAGAAGAGGUCCUGCAGCUUCUGGAUGUGGAGGACGCAAAGCUUUACGUAGACUUCAUGGUGCUGGGGGUUUUCUUCGUGGUCCUCCGACUGGCCACGUACCUGGUUCUGCGAUACAAAGUCAAGUCUGAGCGCUAAAACAUCUGGAGAAAAAACCACCGGGGGGAUCUGGAUGCUCGUGCAUAUCCCGGCAGAGGGAGAAAACCUGUCGUUUCUCUUCCUCUGUCUCCACUUCACACGUUAGAAAGACAGACACAAACCCAGUGCAUUCAAUUGUCUCAGAAAUGUGCUGCACCAUAACCCAAACUGUACAGUUUAAAACCGACUGAAGUGGUUUAUUGUUGAAAAAAAAAUGAAAGGCUAGACUGCAAAGUGUCGCUCUAUCCCAAACCUCUCCCUUGGUGGUGUUGCAAUUCUCAACUCAAUAUUACCUUCCUAAAAAAUGAAAAUCAUAUAAAGAUAACAUAUUGUAUAUCUGCACCAGAAAGGAAGAUAAAACCCAACAAAGUAACCAAAGGCAUGCUUGAUCAAGAUGAUAAAUUUGGAUUUAUACAUUUUUUUUUUUUUUGUCCAAUUCAGGUAAGUGUCAAAUGAAUCAUGACAUGAAGCCUCAUGAUAAAAGGAACCCAUAACAACUGUUUUGGUGCAAGAUGGUUUCAAUUUAGUGCCUGAAAAGGUCAUCUAAUCUCCAUCAGAAUCCUGUUAACUGAUUUGUAACACUGCAGCAUCCAUCAGGAUGAAGAAGGAGCUAGAUUUUAGGAUGGAUUCCCAAUUAUCAUGCGUGUUUUCUACAACAGAAAACAUUUGCAAGGCUCAUCUUUCUCUUGUGGGCUCAUCUUAUCAGGUAUCUGUACCAAGAUGCUGAACAUAUUGACUUGUAUUUGUGGAAAAAAAAAAAAAAGAAAAGAUGUAUAGAGACUAACUGCCAUUGACUUCCCUCACUCUCCAGUGGGGAUCAUUUUCACAGGCCUUCUGUCCUGCGACUCAAUGAGGAAGAACAUUCAAACUGGAAUGAAGUGCUUGUAAAAAUGUUAAUGAGCUUGUCUUAUGUAACGACUGAUAUGAAUUUACCCUGCAACCAGAUCUGUGAGUCUUUAGUUGGUCCUUAUUGUAACAUCUUUGUUUCUGCCACAACUGAGGAAGCAUUCGUCUCAACUGGGAGCAAAAUGUGAAAACAACUCAUGUGUCUCCAGCCUUAUGCAGAGGGCUGUGGUCGUUGCAGGGUGAAUGGUGUUGUCGAUGAAGUGUAAUAGCUUAUUCUAUGGAUCAAAAAAAGCGAUGUUUGCUGAAUCAGUGUCUCUCUCUUGACACUAUAAUUCACUGAAAUGCUUAUUUCCACUUGCUGUAUGACUCUUUCGCUGCCUCCUUGCUGAGCUACAAAAGGAAGUCCCCCCCCACCCCCUGUCCUUUCCUCCUCUUUAUCUCUGCUUUGCUGAUGUCUGACAGACGUGUGUUGUGCAAAACAAUGCUAGAUACUUGAAAUGCUGGCCGGGCAGUUUUUGUGCCUCUGAACUAGAAUGAUUUGUCUCCUCUGCUUCAUCGUUUGCACAUACACCUUAUGUCUGCAUACUUAACGGUAUGCCGGCUCUCACACAGAUGCACACACGGCUACAAACACUCACAUGCAUACACAACUGAACACACAUGUUCACCUCGGUAAUGUUUAGAGCCUCUCCUCCAGUCACAAGGCAAUGCAAAUAUUUUCCAAUAGACUUGCUAUGAAAUGUUUCCUACUCAGACUAUGCUACUUAGUAAUCCUUAUUAUAAUGCAUAACAUGAUGUGAGUAUAUAAUCUAUGAUUGUACAGUGAAUAUGUCAUGCUGUAAACAGAUGUACUUUUGCACUUUUUAGUGUAUGUUUAAUUUUUUAAUUAUUUGUAUUUAAUUUUAUUUUUAUAAAUCUGAAAUGAGCGCUGCUUGAAAGUCCGAUGGAUUAAAACAGGAGCUAAAUGCUGCACGAAUGCGGUAGGAAGGGAAAAAAAUAAUAAUAAAGUUCAGAAGAUAGCGUGAUAAUUUAAUUUCCUCAUCCAAAAAGUGUGGAUCCCAUCCGGCUGAGGAGAUGCAGAUCCGUUGCUUUCCACUGAGAAUUUUUAGGAUAUCUAGAAUCAAGUGUGCAUCAGGGUUGUGGAGCGGAUUAGGGGUGAGAAGAUCAAUUAUAAAUGUGUGAAAUGUGCCAGAUGGAUAACAUGCAAGGGUGUAAAGCCGUCAAGCAAGUGUAUCAAUAUGUAGCUGAUUGGCUGUCUCUCUGAGGAGCCUCUGAUUCAGGAAGAUGAGUGGUCACUGAUCAACUUCUCUGUUCAGCACACAGAGACGGGGCUGCAACAGCAGCUUUGUUUCUUUCCUAACAGCAAUAGUCGAUGAUGGGAUGUUUUUAGUGUGAUACCUCCCCCUGCUGUUGCUUUAGUCACUUUCUUUAGUCUUAUCUUCCUCUUGGUUUCAUGUGCAAUAACCAUCCAAAGGUAUUUUAACUUAAUGGAAGAAGAACUGUGACAUUACUAUCCAAAGUUUUUGUUGCCUCUGUUCAGUAACAAUUUUAUUUAGUUUGUCUGGAUGUAUUUAAUUUCAGGGACAGUAGUGGAAGAACAACAGUAAAAGGAACUCUAGAUGGAUGCUGGGUGACCUGAGGCCCCUCGGCAGAUGUGACAGUUUUAAUAUUGGACCUUGUUGAGAUAAAUGGGCGAGAUCCAACUGCUAAGAAGUGAAACAAAACUGUAGCCAUUGUCAGUUUUCUUGCCGACAAAAAAGAAAAAAUGUGAAUUAAGCCUCUCUAAAUUGGCACAAAUUGGUGGAAGAUCUGUGGGGCAUGGGUUUUGAAUGUCGGGGUGGAAUAAUUCCAGAAAAGACGGAGCUCCAUCCUGUUAACAAAGCAGCAAUAAUUAGCUGAAGUCAUUAAGCUGUCUGAGAAAAUCUUAACCCGCAGUAACAAAGAAGAUAAUACUUUGCUUUUCUGUCCCAAAAUGUGGCCUAUAACAGUGUGAGUAAAAUAUUGUUUCUCGAUGUUCUCUUUAAUCUCCUGAUCAAUGGAAGUGCAGGACGUGGUGUGACCCCGGAGGAGACGCUAAAGAAUUGAACUGAACAAGAUUAAGUGUGAGCUUUGUGAAGGGGAUUUGGAACCAUGUGACGCAGCUGAUGAACAAAAAUUGUGUUUUACAGUCUCUUUGCCACUUAAUACUCAUUGUUUCACUAACUCAUCUGUUCCUAUAAACAAGCCACCAGACUUAAGUGCACUCUGUCAUGCAUGGUAAUAAUAAUAAUAUGCAGGCUAGCCCUUCAGAAAACUUUGAAAAAUGGCAAUGGAGUUAUUUUAAACACUUUCCUCUGUUGUUGUUUCUUUGUUUUGUUUGU
Molecule: messenger RNA, 6035 nt
Organism: Cololabis saira (Pacific saury)
Lineage: Eukaryota; Metazoa; Chordata; Actinopteri; Beloniformes; Belonidae
Product: ATP-binding cassette sub-family G member 4-like
Exons: 15
Coding region: 901-2829 (642 amino acids)
Cellular component (GO): plasma membrane
Molecular function (GO): ATP hydrolysis activity; ATP binding; ABC-type transporter activity
Source: RefSeq, a predicted model, not a curated record